UAGGAAGCUACUUAAAAAUAAUGGGUCAGUUGACUUCAAUUUGGGGCUGAGGCCCAAAUUACUUAGAACAGAAUAUCUCAUAAUAAUAAUCUCAUAAAAUUACUUUCCAAUUAAUUACCUUUGGCUUCUGUUUAAUCAUUCACCGUUCUUCCUAGUUCCUCCAUAUACACACAUCCAGCUCAGGAUAUGAUAAGUCGGCUGAGCGAUGAAACUCUCAUUGAUAUUCUUUCAUAUCUUUCCCUCAAAGAAGCAGUAAUGACCAGUGUCCUAUCUCGUAGAUGGAGAUACUUGUGGAGGUAUACUUACCGCAGAUGGGACUUUGAUGUUUCAAAUAACACUUCACUCUUCUUAAUGUCAUGCAACGGUAAUCCUCGACACGUAGUGAGGUCGAAAUACGUGCAAUGGGUUAGUACUGUCCUGCAAUUGCAUCUUGGUUCUCAUCUGGAUGAGCUUAGGAUCCGCUUUGACAUGGACAAUGUGAUCAGGAAUUCACCAGGACUUGUGUGGUGGCUUGUUUUUGCCUGUCUAAAAAGGGUUCAGAGGCUUGAGGUGGACUUGUCAAAUAGAUUGGGCAUCAAUACUUUGCGAGAGGACAAGGCCCUUUUCCCUUCUCCAGCUGGUCUCAGUCUCUACCGCUGCUGCAAAUUGAACCUCCCGCCAUCUCCUUUCCCAUGUCCUAUUCUGGACUUCUCUUCCCUCAUAUCUCUUUCUCUAAAUUAUGUUAACGUUUACGCAGAUACUCUUGCUCACUUGCUAUCAAACUGUCCAUUACUCCGACAUUUAAGUGUUAAAUCAUCUGAUACUAUGUAUUCUUCUAACAAGAAUCUCCCGCCAUUCAAGUCCACAUCUUUGGAGUCUCUUGAAAUUGUACAGAGCAAUUUUAUGCAAAAGGAAAUGGAGAUAUGUGCACCAAACCUUGUCUCAUUUGCUUUUGUUGGACGAAACAUUGCCAUAUCUUUUAAGAAUGCUGUUUCUUCUUCUCUCACUGAGCUCACUGUUGGCAUGGAUUAUGGUGUGUCUUUUCUACUUGACCCCUUUAAGCAGCAUUCCAUCUUUCUUUCACAAAUCGAGAAACUUAAAAUGGUGUUUAACGAUACUGCGAGGUGUUUUUUGGGUAAAACCGUGCCAAGCAAGUUUCCAAAUAUGAAUAAUUUGAAAUAUUUGGAAGUGAGAUGGGAAGCAUCUGGCAGUAGCAGUUUCCUGUUUCCCUUAACUUUGGUAAAGGCAGCUCCUUCACUGUGCACAUUAAAGAUAGAGAUGGUUCUGUCGCAGCCCUUUGCAUCUGAGGCAGAGUUGGAUAGAGAGCAUCCUGUAGCAACAAGAACUCAACACAAAUGCUUAAAGAGAGUUGAGUUGGUGGGAUUUUACUCAUGUGCCGUUACUCUUUGCAUGCUUUCUCGCUUGAUUAACAUUGCUGGUGUGUCACUGGAGAAGGUGAUGAUCAAAUUUGAUGCGGAGAAUCGUUCGUUCUUUGCGCUUCAGCGGCUUAAAGCCGUCACGGACAACCUCUCUUCAACGGUUGAGUUAAUGGUUUCAUAGAUAUGCUUUAAUGGAACUCACCCAACACACUACUUUCUUACAGAAUCAACAUAACAAUUCAACCAAGUAGUCAUUUUAAUCUUUGCCGGCUCUGUUUCUUUUGAGCAAGUGGGGUUGCUAAGUCCCUUGUUUCAAAAGUAUGAGUAUAAGAAGUGUUUUGGAUUAGGAAACAUUAUUACAAUUAGAAGUUAACUAGUAUUCCGACUGUGCGUCGCAGAGGAUGUAAUAUCUUAUAUUAUAAAUGUUACUCCGUAAUAUGUAAAAUCAAUUAUAAAUUAUAUUAUUAUUGCCGCAAAAAAGUGGGAAAAUGUAAAUAAAUAAUUAAAAAUGAAUAUUAAAACUGUAAUAAGUCAAGUACAUUAUGGUCUGAUGGCAUCACUGCAGAUCUUCCAAAGAGGCGGUUGCAGAUUCGAGUCUCAUCCCAAUCAAGGAUGUUGGCAUUAACUAGAGCAGAUACUAUAGUAUAGUAUGUUUAAAAGAAUGUCCCAAAAAAAUGGUAAUAAACGCACACGUUACAAACUAAACUUAUUGUGUUCUAGUUUUUUUAAAAACACCUUUUCGGUUACAACCAUUUUUCGUGAUUAUAGACUAAUUUUCCAUCUACAUAGUCUAUAAUCAUUAUAUAUAAAUGUUUUUUAUUCAUUUUAACCCGUAACUUUUAAUUAUACUUCUUAUACUUGUACUUGAAAAAAAUUGGGUAUCUUUAUAAGUUAUUGAAAAGCUCUGGAUUACUAAAAAGUUGUUACUAUACUAAAAUCAAUUUUCAAAAACCACCGACUUUUAUUAUUAUCAAUUUUGAUACACUCUCCCCAUUAUAUUUUAUUUCUCACUUAUUUGUUUUUGAAAAUUUAUUCAUUUGUUUUCACAUUUCAAUACAUUUUCAUAUAUGGAAACUAUUUCCUACUUAUUCUACUUCCUACUUUUCUAAUUUUUCUCUUUCAUGUUUUUGAAAAGUGGUACUAUCUAUGUUUUAGAUAUU
Molecule: messenger RNA, 2518 nt
Organism: Cuscuta epithymum
Lineage: Eukaryota; Viridiplantae; Streptophyta; Magnoliopsida; Solanales; Convolvulaceae
Source: the annotation of a GenBank genome assembly